CGAAGAAAUCCUCUAACACAAAAAACCAACUCGAAUACUCCAUCUCUCUCCUCUCUCCUCUUCUCUCUCUCUCUCUCUCUCUCUCUCUCACCCACACAAAAACACACACAGAGGCAACUUUCAGUCACAUCCACAAACAAACAGUAAAACCCUUCCAAUUCCAAUAGCCUUUUGGCUUCCCACAAAUCCAAGAAACACCCACCGCCGUCUUCCCCCCAAAUCACCAUGUCGGACUUGGUGAAAGACAUCCUAGCAAGACCCAUCCAACUGGCCGACCAGGUGAUCAAGUCCUGCGACGAGGCCACCUCCUUCAAAUCCGACUGCGCCGACCUCAAGGCCAAGACCGAGCGCCUCGCCGCGUUGCUCCGACAGGCCGCCCGCGCCGGGCCCGACCUCUACGAGCGCCCCACCCGCCGCAUCAUCCACGAGGCUAACCAGGUCCUCGAGAAGGCCGUGUUCCUGGCCCACAAGUGCCGCGCCAACGGCCUCGUCAAGCGCGUCUUCACCAUCAUCCCCGCCGCCGCCUUCCGCAAGGCCUCCGCCCAGCUCGAGAACUCCGCCGGCGACCUCUCCUACCUCCUCCGCGUCUCCUCCGCCGCCGUGGACGACGGUUCCGACGACGGUUUCCUCGGCGUCGGCGGCCUUCCCCCCAUCGCCGCCAACGAGCCCAUCCUCUGCUUGAUAUGGGAACAGAUUGCCAUCCUGUCCACUGGCCCGGUCCCCGACCGCGCCGACGCCGCCUCCUCCCUCGUUUCCCUGGCGAACGACAACGUCCGCUACGGGAAACUCAUCAUCGAGGAAGGCGGCGUGGGGCCCUUACUUCGGUUAAUCAAGGAAGGGAACGCGACAGGUCAAGAGAGCGCUGCUAAAGCCAUUGGGCUUUUGGGAAAGGACUACGAGAGCGUGGAACACAUGAUUCAGGCAGGGGUGUGUUCGGUGUUCGCCAAAGUACUGAAAGAGGGUGCGAUGAAGGUUCAGGCCGUGGUGGCUUGGGCCGUGUCUGAGCUCGUUGCCAAUCAUCCUCCGUGUCAGGAACUCUUUGCACAGCACAAUGUGAUACGAUUGCUCGUUAGUCACUUGGCUUUCGAGACGAUUCAAGAGCACAGCAGGUACGCGAUUUCUCACAAAUCCCUACAUGCUAUCGUAGUAGCUAGUAAUAAUGUUAAUAGUAGUAGUAAUUCGAAUGGAAACGCGAAUGGAAAGGGGACAGGUUCGAGUGUUAGUGAAGAUGAUGAUCCACAGAGCUCUAGUAAAAUCCCUCCACAUCCAUUAUUAGGGGGUAAACAAGCUAGUAAGAUGCACAAUGUUGUUGCCACUACAAUGGCCAUGAGUAGCGAGUCAAAGUCGCGGCUAGGCAAUGGCGUAAGCCAAACCAAUCAUGUCAAGAGUUUCAAGACUGAGAAAAAUGCUAGCGAAAACCAUUAUCAAGUCUACCAGCAGCAGCAUCAGGGUAGUGCUUUGAUUUCUGGGAAAGGGAGGGAAUAUGAGGAGUCUAAGACGAAGGCUUAUAUGAAGGCAAUGGCCGCAAGAGCCCUCUGGCGACUAGCGAAAGGAAACUCGGCCAUUUGCAAGAGCAUUACCGAGUCUAGAGCUCUGUUGUGCUUUGCGGUGUUAUUAGAGAAAGGACCGGAAGAUGUGCAGUACAAUUCGGCUAUGGCGUUGAUGGCGAUCACAGCAGUCGCCGAGAAAGAUCCUGAGUUGAGGAAAUUGGCAUUCAAGCCCAAUACGCCUGCUUGCAAAGCAGUUGUGGACCAAUUAGUUAGAAUCAUUGAUAAAGCAGAUUCGGAACUUCUUAUACCGUGUGUAAAAGCUAUUGGAAACCUAGCUAGGACUUUUUGUGCCUCUGAGACGAGGGUGAUAAGCCCGUUGGUACAGUUGCUUGAUGAAAGAGAAGCACUGGUUUCUAGGGAGGCUUGUAUUGCACUUGCGAAAUUCGCUUGCCCUGAGAACUAUCUCCACCUUGAUCACUCCAAGGCUAUAGUAGCUGCUGGAGGAGCAAAGCACCUGAUUCAGCUUACAUACUUUGGGGACAAGAUCGUUCAGAGUCCUGCAAUGGUUCUUCUUUGUUACAUUUCAAUGCACGUUCCGGAUAGCACAGAAAUGGCUGAAGCCCAUGUGCUCAAUGUGCUUGAAUGGGCGUCAAAGCAAACCCAUGUGUUCCAAGACGAAGAGGCUGAGUUGUUGUUGCAAGAGGCUAAAAGCAGGUUGGAACUCUAUCAAUCCAGAGGUUCAAGAGGAUUCCCAUAGUUUCAUGAACUUGUCAAAUUGUUUGUAAUUAGAUUGAAGCUUCUGCAUUUUUAAUUUUUUUUGUACUAUAUUGUAUUCUUAUGGAGUGUAUAUACGUUUUAUUGUAUUCAAUUGCUUAGGCAAAAAUACCCAAUUGUUAUCAUUCUUCUGAUAAAUUUUUGUGGAGGCUAGUGGUCUCUAGGACAUGUAAUAUUUUGUGGUUUGAUGAUUAUUACUUAAUUUAAACUUUAUUCGUUUAA
Messenger RNA from Rhododendron vialii, 2486 nucleotides. RefSeq lists its product as uncharacterized. The record is from RefSeq and is a predicted model, not a curated record. Gene Ontology annotation, molecular function: protein binding. Lineage: Eukaryota; Viridiplantae; Streptophyta; Magnoliopsida; Ericales; Ericaceae. Gene Ontology annotation, biological process: cell surface receptor signaling pathway. The transcript has a single exon. The coding region runs from base 226 to 2247 and encodes 673 amino acids.